This is a messenger RNA of Canariomyces notabilis, 459 nucleotides long. RefSeq names its product NAD(P)-binding protein. The transcript has 2 exons. Bases 1 to 459 code for a protein of 152 amino acids. Lineage: Eukaryota; Fungi; Ascomycota; Sordariomycetes; Sordariales; Chaetomiaceae. The record is from RefSeq and is a predicted model, not a curated record.
AUGGCGGCCACCGACACGACUAUGCAGACAUUUUUCCAGUCCCCUAAAUUUGCAGUUGUUGGCGCAAGCACUAAUACAGCCAAGUUUGGAUACAAGGUGUUCAAGUGGUACAUUGACCGGCGUCUUCCCGUCACACCCGUCAAUCCGAGCGCCAAAGCCAUCCAGGUUGGCGAUGAGGAGUACCCCACUGUCGGUUCCCUCUCACAGCUGGAUAGCCCCAAAGACACCGCCAUCUCUAUCAUCACCCCACCGCCGGUCACCUUGAAGACGCUCCAGGAGGCAAAGAAGCUGGGAAUCCCGUCCGUUUUUCUUCAGCCUGGAACAUUUGACGAUGCUGUCUUGAAUUUCGCCCGUGAGAAUUUCAAGGCGGUCGUCGCCGGGGAAGGCGGCUGGGGUGGCGAGGGUUGGUGUGUGUUGGUCGAUGGAGAUCGCGGACUGCGUUCGGCUGGGAAGCUGUGA